GAGAUAAGGCUUAUGAAAUUUGGGCUGGCCGCACAAGAAGAAAGUCUCUCUCCCUGAUUCAAUCAUAGGGGGUAAUGGAAACUAGCACCACUCAGAAUGGUAGUAGUGGUAUCAUGUGGUUCUUCAGGGAUAAGGGGUUUGAUGAUAAGAGUAUUAGUGAAAUGUUCAAGAAAUGUAAGCGGCUUGAGAAUAUGAAUAGGGAGAGUGCCUCUGAGAAUUGGGCUUAUUUGGAGAGUAUUGGGAUUCAGGAGAGGAAGCUACCUUCUGUUGUGUCAAAGUGCCCCAAGAUACUUACUUUAGGCCUCCAUGAGAAGCUUGUUCCUACUGUUGAGUGUCUCGCCACGCUUGGUACCAAACCGCGUGAAGUUGCGUCCGCCAUUGCCAAAUUCCCUCACAUUCUGUCGCAUAGUGUGGAAGAGAAGCUAUGUCCACUGUUGGCCUUCUUUGAGGCGUUGGGUGUUCCUCAGAAGCAACUAGGUAAAAUGAUUUUGCUCAAUCCUAGGCUCAUCAGUUACAGUAUUGACACAAAGCUGAAGGACAUUGUGGACUUUCUUGCUGAUCUUGGCCUUGCCAGAGACGGGAUGAUUGGCAAAGUACUGGUGAAGAACCCAUUUAUCAUGGGUUACAGUGUUGAUAAAAGACUGCGGCCUACUGCAGAGUUUUUGAAAUCCUUUGGUCUCACAGAGCAGGGUAUUCAGACAGUGGCAAUACACUUUCCAGAAGUUCUGUGUAGAGAUGUGGACAAGAUUUUGAGACCCAAUUUUGAUUUUUUAAAAAGAUCUGGAUUUGAAGAUGGGCAGAUAGCAGCUCUAGUGACUGGUUAUCCACCAAUUUUGAUCAAGAGCAUCCACAAUUCCUUAGAACCCAGAAUCAAGUUUUUGGUAGAGGUAAUGGGGAGACGAAUUGAUGAAGUCACUGACUAUCCUGACUUCUUUCGCCACGGUUUGAAGAAAAAAGUGGAGCGGCGACACAAACUUUUGAAACAGAAGACGACGACAGAUUGCAGCUUAAGUGAAAUGCUGGACUGUAAUCAAAAGAAGUUCCUCUUGAAGUUUGGUUUGGCUUGAAGAACAGGCCUAAGGUACUAUGUCUCUUUUAAAGUGUACUUCCGUAUUUGUUUUUCUUGUAUUGUAGCCUAGUGUGACAAUGUAUUUUCGAUACACUUCAAUGAAGUCUUCCCUUGAU
Messenger RNA from Fragaria vesca subsp. vesca, 1185 nucleotides. RefSeq lists its product as uncharacterized. The coding region runs from base 75 to 1067 and encodes 330 amino acids. The record is from RefSeq and is a predicted model, not a curated record. Lineage: Eukaryota; Viridiplantae; Streptophyta; Magnoliopsida; Rosales; Rosaceae. The transcript has 2 exons. Gene Ontology annotation, cellular component: chloroplast. Gene Ontology annotation, molecular function: double-stranded DNA binding. Gene Ontology annotation, biological process: regulation of DNA-templated transcription; chloroplast organization.